Aspergillus homomorphus CBS 101889 is the source of this 1638-nucleotide messenger RNA. RefSeq lists its product as uncharacterized. Lineage: Eukaryota; Fungi; Ascomycota; Eurotiomycetes; Eurotiales; Aspergillaceae. The transcript has 2 exons. The coding region runs from base 1 to 1638 and encodes 545 amino acids. The record is from RefSeq and is a predicted model, not a curated record.
AUGCUGUUGACCUUUCGCCCCGCUUUAUGGCUCAGGCUUCUCAUCUUCUAUCAGCAGGCUUGCGCCCUUCUGGAGGUAUUCGAGGUGUAUCAGCCUGUACCUAUUGUAGACGAUGGGUACGAGCAAUGCAAUGAGGAGACAGUUUUAGUGCAUCAUGACUUUGGCUACAGCUAUGGCCAGCCUUAUGUGGGGGCCUAUGAACCUCCGCACUGCACCUUUGACACGGUUCGGAUCAAUCUGACUAUCACCUCCAAAGGCAGGCAGUAUGACCGCCUUGCAAUCCUAUACCUUGGUGAUAUAGAAGUGUAUCGAACAUCAACGGCUGAGCCCACUAGCAAUGGCAUUGUUUGGACCUAUGUUAAAGAUAUUUCCCAGUUCAACACUCUCCUUAGGGAGCCACAAAAGGUUAUUUUUGACCUGGGAAACAUCAUCACCAAUGUCUACACUGGGUAUUACAAUACAACACUGACGGCCCAUUUCUCCUACAAAGGAAACGUGAAGACGCCAGACGCCAUUUUGCCGAUUUCCGCGCGGAAGUCGGCUCAGAACUCGUCCAGCGAAUUUGAGCUUCCAUCAGAUAACGCAAAGGUGCUUCAUCGGAUCCCCCCAGCUACCUCGCGUGCUGUUGUCUCAGUCUCCGCGACUGGUCAAUCGACAGAAGAAUUUUGGUGGUCGAACGUCUUCACACAAGAUUCAUGGUCUUUCAAUAGCACCAUAGGGGAGCUAUAUGGGUACUCUCCCUUUCGCGAGGUUCAGCUCUAUAUUGAUGGUGUGAUGGCGGGAGUGGUUUGGCCUUUUCCCAUCAUCUUCACUGGCGGCAUAGCGCCAGGCUUCUGGCGUCCGAUUGUUGGCAUUGACGCCUUCGAUUUGAGACAGCCCGAAAUCGACAUAUCACCCUUCCUCACUAUGCUCAGGGACAACAAGACCCAUUCAUUCGAGAUUAGAGUCACAGGACUCGAUGUUUCAGAGGAUAAAUCUAUCACAUUCUCCGAUACUAUUGGACCCUAUUGGAUCGUGACCGGGACAAUCUUCCUAUAUCUGGAUAAUGUCGCGUCGCACAAUUCUUCUAGUCACAAGCCAGAUAUAUCAGCUUCCUCACCGAGCUUUGUAGCAACGCGGAAUCUUGUGCACAAUGCAACCGGAGUAAAUGAGACACUGGCCUACUCGAUCAGUGCGUGGCGAACUAUCACAGUCAAGUCCUCUGAUUAUACCUGGAGCCAGAACCUCUCCUACUCGAAUUAUGGGUCCUUGAACCAGCAAGGUCUGAGCCAAACUACCCACCAACGUACUUCUGGUCGUACUCAGCUCAUAGGAGGCGAAAACAACGAAGUCAACGAGGUCACCUUUGAUUAUCCCUUGUCUUGCAACCAGACGUACAACUUAGAUGACGGGCUUAUUAUUAAUGCUUCGAUGCGCAGGGGUCUGGAUAUUGACGCUACGGGGGCACUGGGCAUCUCGACGUACACUCUCACCUCAGGCCCUCUGAGUUUGCACACUGAGCAAUGGGGUACAGCUUUCUAUAAAUCGACUUUGGAGGCCAGUAUUUCAUACGGCGAAACGAGCGAUUAUUUCAAAUCUAAUGCGAAUGGUGUCUCAUACGAUCGACAAGUGCAUGCAGUCAACGGCAGUGUUAUAUGA